Molecule: messenger RNA, 1119 nt
Organism: Triticum turgidum subsp. durum (durum wheat)
Lineage: Eukaryota; Viridiplantae; Streptophyta; Magnoliopsida; Poales; Poaceae
Source: the annotation of a GenBank genome assembly
AUGGCCAGCCUCGCCGACCUCGUCAACCUCGACCUCAGCGACUGCACCGACAAGAUCAUCGUCGAGUACCUCUGGAUUGGAGGAUCCGGUAUCGACAUCAGGAGCAAAGCAAGGACGGUGAACGGCCCCAUCACGGACGCGAGCCAGCUGCCCAAGUGGAACUACGACGGCUCCAGCACCGGCCAGGCUCCCGGAGAGGACAGCGAAGUCAUCCUCUACCCCCAGGCCAUUUUCAAGGACCCGUUCAGGAGGGGCGACAACCUCCUUGUUAUGUGUGACUGCUACACACCACAAGGUGUGCCAAUCCCCACCAACAAGAGGCACAAUGCCGCCAAGAUCUUCAACACCCCCAAGGUUGCAGCUGAGGAGACAUGCAGAUACAGACAGAAAAGCUACCAAAAUGGGUUGGAAGACCACAAAAUUUGGAGGUAUGGAAUUGAGCAGGAGUACACUCUCCUCCAGAAGGACGUGAACUGGCCUCUUGGCUGGCCCAUUGGUGGCUACCCUGGUCCUCAGGGACCAUACUACUGCGCCGCCGGCGCCGACAAGGCGUUCGGGCGUGACAUCGUGGACGCCCACUACAAGGCGUGCCUCUACGCCGGGAUCAACAUCAGCGGCAUCAACGGGGAGGUCAUGCCCGGCCAGUGGGAGUUCCAAGUCGGGCCGUCCGUCGGGAUCGCCGCCUCAGACCAGCUGUGGGUGGCGCGCUACAUCCUCGAGAGGAUCACGGAGGUUGCCGGGGUGGUGCUGUCCCUGGACCCGAAGCCGAUCCCGGGCGACUGGAACGGCGCCGGCGCGCACACCAACUACAGCACCAAGUCGAUGCGGGAGGCCGGCGGGUACGGCGUGAUCAAGACGGCCAUCGAGAAGCUGGGCAAGCGGCACGCGCAGCACAUCGCCGCCUACGGCGAGGGCAACGAGCGCCGCCUCACGGGCCACCACGAGACCGCCGACAUCAACACCUUCAAGUGGGGCGUGGCGGACCGCGGCGCGUCCAUCCGCGUGGGCCGCGACACGGAGAAGGACGGCAAGGGCUACUUCGAGGACCGCAGGCCGGCCUCCAACAUGGACCCCUACGUCGUCACCUCCAUGAUCGCCGAGACCACCCUCCUCCUCUGA